UUCUAGAGGGGUUAGGGUUUGGAGAGUAGAAAACCUGCUAAAGAAAGCCAGUAAUCAAGGUAUUGAUGUUUAAAACGCAGACACCUGGCGAGCUUGCAGAAUUCACAAAGAAAACCGAAGUUAGAACGAGCAGGACGGCGGUGUGGCUGUGAGGAAGGAGGCUCGGCUGCAGGGCUGGCAAGGAGCACAGCAGCUGCCAUGGGGAGAAAGAGAAGCUCCCUGUGAUCCAGCAGAAAGCUGGGCUGCAGCAUGAGGAUGGCUGCACCCAGGAAAAUGCUCACGUGUACUGGGGAAUGGGAGUUGCCUUUACAAGUUUCACUCCACAUCAGGAAAUCUGAAAAAAUGGGAUUUUUACACCUCUCCAGCCAGCACUGAAAACGAAUGGGGAUUGAAUUGCUUUGCCUCUGUUUCCUAUUUCUGCAAAGAAAUAACUGUGUGCAAGGGACCUGUUCUCAGGAAAGAGCAGUGACUUGUGAAGAUUGUUUGCUUUCCGGACCACAAUGCGCUUGGUGUUUUCAAGAGAAUUACACAGACUCAACUGGAUUUCAUGGGAGGUGUGAUACCCCAAGGAACCUUUUGUCAAAAGGAUGCCAGUUGAGUUUGAUUGAAUUUCCCAUUUCAGAAGUAGAAAUUCACAGAAACAAGCCUCUAACUGUAGCAACCCAGAACAACAAUUCUGAUGUCACACAGAUUUCUCCUCAAAAAUUAAGCCUCUGGCUGCGACCAGGACAUGAAGAAACAAUACAGAUCAAGGUUCGGCAAACUGAAGAUUAUCCAAUUGAUCUCUAUUACCUCAUGGAUCUUUCAGCCUCCAUGGAUGAUGAUCUGAAUACAAUCAAAGAACUGGGUUCAACUCUUUCCAAAGAAAUGUCAAAACUGACAAGUAACUUCAGACUGGGCUUUGGAUCUUUUGUUGAAAAACCAGUUUCACCAUUUAUCAAAACUACAGCUGAAGAAAUAAACAACCCUUGUAGAAGUGUGCCAUAUGAGUGCUUACCCACCUUUGGAUACAAACAUGUUUUGCCACUGACAAAUGAUGCUGAAAAAUUCAAUGAAAUUGUGAAAGGACAGCGAAUAUCUGCUAAUAUAGACACUCCAGAGGGAGGAUUUGAUGCAAUUAUGCAGGCAGCUGUUUGCAAGGAAAAAAUUGGAUGGAGGAAUGAUUCUCUACACUUGCUGGUGUUUGUGAGUGAUGCUGAUUCCCAUUUUGGGAUGGACAGUAAACUGGCAGGGAUUGUUAUUCCUAAUGAUGGGAACUGUCAUUUGGACCACAACAAUGAAUAUUCCAUGUCAACUGUUCUGGAGUAUCCCACAAUUGGACAAUUAAUUGACAAACUUGUGAAAAACAAUGUUUUAUUAAUUUUUGCUGUAACAAAUGAGCAAGUUCACAUAUAUGAGAACUAUGCAAAGCUUAUUCCUGGAGCUACUGUUGGACGGCUACAGAAGGAUUCUGGAAAUAUUCUCCAGCUGAUCAUCGGUGCAUAUCAGGAGCUGAGAUCCGAGGUAGAGCUGGAGGUUUUAGGGGAUACAGAAGGGCUCAAUCUCUCCUUCACAGCCAUCUGUAACAAUGGGACCUUUUCUCCACAUCAGAGGAAAUGCUCUAAUGUGAAGGUGGGAGACACAGUCUCUUUCAAUGUGACAGUCAGCCUCUCCUCUUGCAAAAAAAACAGAAAGCAUAUUGUGAUAAAACCAGUGGGGCUGAGUGACACACUGGAAAUGGAGAUUAAUCCCCAAUGCAGCUGCAACUGCCAGGCAAAGGCCGAGAUGAACAGCCCAAAAUGCAACCAAGGGAGAGGCUCGUUCGAGUGCGGGGUGUGUAUCUGCAGCCCGGGGUACGUGGGGCCCCGCUGCGAAUGUGACGAGAGCUCCCUGGGCACCAGCUCCUGCAAGGGCUCGGCUGAGCAGAGCCAGAGCUCCUGCGGUGGGAGAGGCGACUGCUACUGUGGGCGCUGCGUCUGCCACCCGUCCCCCUAUGGCAAAGUGUACGGGCCACGCUGCGAGUGUGACGACUUCUCCUGCGUCAGACACAGAGGGCUCCAGUGUAGCGGCAAUGGUGACUGUGAUUGUGGGGAAUGCAUCUGCCACAGUGGAUGGACUGGUGAAUACUGUAAUUGCACAACAGACACCAGCGCCUGCAUUGCUGAGGAUGGGACACUGUGCAGUGGGAGAGGCGAAUGCAUCUGUGGGUCCUGUACUUGCACCCAUCCAGGGGCUUCAGGCCAAACAUGUGAAAAAUGCCCUCUCUGUGGUGACCCCUGCAGUUCCAGGAGGAGCUGUGUGGAGUGUCACUUGGCUUCUGAUGACAAGUCACCGAGAGAAUGCAGUGAAAAAUGCAAAUUGGUUGAUGCAACUGUCAGCACUGCAGAGGCUUAUGCAGAGGAUAAAUCCAUUCCCUGCUCUUUGCAGGGGGAAAAUGAAUGUAUAACCACAUUUCUACUGGCUAUGGAUGAACAGGGAAGGACAAUCAUUCAUAGCAUAGAACAGAAAGAUUGCCCACAGCUUCCAAAUAUCCCAAUGAUAAUGGUGGGUGUCACCCUUGCUAUCCUUCUCAUUGGCAUUGUUUUACUUUGUAUUUGGAAAUUACUGGUGUCAGUUCAAGACCGAAAAGAGGUGGCCAAGUUUGAAGCAGAAAAGUCAAAAGUUAAAUGGCAAACGGAAACAAAUCCACUGUACAGAGGCUCAACAACCACUUUUAAAAAUGUAACUUACAAGAAUCAAGAAAAGCAAAAUGGGACCAUGGCUGCAGAUUUCUAUUAACACAUCUGACACUACAAACUUAAUUUUACUGGCAGCAGGAAAUCUGAAACCACUUGUUUCUUCUCAGCUAAUUUUGUGACAUUUGUUUGCACAUUGCAGUGGUAUAAUCAUUCUGUUAGGGAAAAUAUAUCUUGUGUUGGAAAAACUAUAGAAAACAUGUUAGUGGUAAAGUUUAGUAGUUUUUAAAAAAUCCUUUAAUAUUAAAGCCCCUCAUCUUGAAAAAUAUUUUUUAUUUUCUAAUACUAAGGAUUAAAAAAUACCAUAUGUAAGCCUAUUUUUUGUGAAAAUAGGUAUAUGCAAUGAGCUGUAUACUACUUUGUUCAUGCAAUUCUAUGUAUUUGUGUUUAGGAAUGUAUUUGUACCAGUCUAUUUGGUGGGCUUUUUUAAAUUUUAAAUGACAAGUUUUCAUGAAUGCUGCUUAAACUACUGAGGUUAGAGGUUCCUCGUGUUACCUGUGUGACUGAAUAGUUUUUCUUAAAUUGUAAUGCCAUUAUCAUUUGUAGCACUAGGAAAAAAAAAAAAAAAAGCCUCAGCAAAAUCAGCUAACAUGCUGGCAUAAAAAAUUACAACAUUACAACAUUAAUAUCACUUUUCCUCUGCAUUUUUUAGUACUCUGGAAUAGAUGGUCAAAAUGUACCUAUGAAUGUACUUACAAAAGGAGACUUAGAAAUCAAAGGUCACAGUCACAGACAAUUACAUACAUUCCCUAUGGUAAAUUGUAUACUUGAUCUAAAACACUCAUUGUCUGCUUUGUAAAUAUUUAUUACAAAGUCUGUGCAACUUCAGUCUCUGCAACCUCUACAACUCCUGGAUGUGAGACUGAUAUAUUAGCUCGUUCUAACCCACGCCUGUUUUAGGGCCUGGUCCAGAGCCUGCUGGAAUCACUGGCUACAGAUGAGGAUUUAGUUUCACUGGAACUAUUUGUUUAAACAAAACAAUCUUUGUAAACCAAAACUAACUGGUUAACACUGUCUGUUAGUGGUUUAGAGCCUAUAGUAUAUAUUUCUGUACAAAGAGAAAUAAACAGUAUCACAUGCCUUUGGAAAGAAGGAAAUACUAUAACCACGUAUUAAACACAAAGUUAUUGCAGUGUGAAGGAAACGCUGGUUGUCAUUAAACCGGAACAGUCUGAUUACAGGUUCACAUCUGUACGCUUCAGUAUUCCUGCAUAUCUCAUAGUGGAAACAGUGCACAAAGGCUUAUGUGUGCAGCCCUUCCAGCCGCUAGACUCUCACAGAUGUCAGUGCAAGUUACACAUGGGACUAAAUCCUGCUUCCCUGGCACAUGAAUAAACCCACAGGAGGCAAAGCUGGCCCCUGGAUUCUCUCUCUGGUUCCACUUGGGUCAGGAUUGCCUGAGGGACUAGGGAAAUCUGGACUUAGUCCAUGUAAAUUAUCUGUUACUGUUUAGUUUUUCAUGUAGAAGUCAUCAAAUGAGAAACCUUCUCUGAAAGAAAUGAAAAUAUUUGUAUUACUUUUAAAGUAGUAAGAAAUCUACUCUGUUUAUUAAAUACCUUUUAACUUCUUUUUCUGAGAUGGCUGAUUUUGCUGCUCAAUACUAGGGUUGAAAGCCUUUCUUCGGUAGGUCGCCCAUUUCAAUAUUGAAAUACCUUUCUGUAUUUAAGCAUUACUAGCAAAGUGGUGUUCGCAUUUCAUAUCAAGCAAUUGGUGGUCUACGUUCCUUGCUCCUACAGGAGAUUUCAUUUCACAAAUCUACCUGUUCUCUUCCCAUCAUCCUCUUCUGCUCAUCAGCAAAGAUCCAAUUAGGAAGGCAGGCGAUGUUUACAGUCCAAUGACUCCUAGUAAUCUCUCUCCAAAUUAUCAAAGAUAUACAGAAAUCAGGCAGGAUGUUUUGCAAUUUCCUUGCUGUGACUGACUGUGCUGUAAAUGCUCUAUGCAUCUUCAACAUCGUCAGGUUGGAAAUCACUCAGAUAAUUAAGAAUCCAUCACAAGAGAGAAAAUAGAAGGACUUGGUGAGGAAGGUCUCUGUUAUUGAGGAAUAUCCAAGAACUAGGCUCAUUCACAUGAGCCGUUCUUUUAACAGCAUGAAUUUAGAUUAUAAAUUUUGACUGAAGUCCCAGAUUUCAAGAACUUUCAAGAUCUUACUUGGCAUUCACCCUAGAAAUAAGAGUGGUGUUCAUCUUGUUUUUUAUUAACUGUAUUAUUUUUAUCUUGUAGCAUUUGUACCAAAGUUCAUGUUUUUCUUCUUCUUCUUUUUUUUUUUUCUUCACCAAAUUAUGAGUGGUUUUAUUUGUGGUGAAUAGGAUGAGAAAGUCUUUCUGCUCUCCUCAUGAACACUGUUUUGGCCUGAGGCUGGACCUUGAGAGUGGCCAAAACAUUUUUAAUAAUAAUGCUUCUGUUCACUGAAGACCUAAACUAAAUAAAAGAAUAAUCAUUAGCAAAUUCAUGGUAUUUGUGUACCUGUAGAACAGUAAUUUCAGUAGUGUAUGUUAAAUGGAUAAUUUUUCAUUUGAUUUAUAUAAGUUUCAUGUUAACCUGUAUUGUGUAUGUUCAGACUGCAUUCAGCUUUGUUUUAUAAUAUAACUAGUGGGUAAUGAGUCUGGGAUAGAAGGCUCAGAUGUCAAGUGCAAUUAUCUCCAUAUCUUGUCUACCAUUGUACAUAUACCCAAGUUUGUUUUGCACUGGGUGUAAGGGAAUUAUUACCCCAUAAAUCUUAUCACACGCAACCUGAAACCAAAAAAAAGAAAGGAUAAUUUUUAUCUGAGUCUUAUUUGACACAACUUGUUUCUCUAGAAACAGAUUUACUUAACUUUGAAUAAAAAUUGUAAUGUUGAAUGCA
Molecule: messenger RNA, 5556 nt
Organism: Columba livia (rock pigeon)
Lineage: Eukaryota; Metazoa; Chordata; Aves; Columbiformes; Columbidae
Gene: ITGB6
Product: integrin subunit beta 6
Exons: 17
Coding region: 382-2757 (791 amino acids)
Biological process (GO): integrin-mediated signaling pathway; cell-matrix adhesion; cell migration
Cellular component (GO): cell surface; integrin alphav-beta6 complex; focal adhesion
Molecular function (GO): integrin binding
Source: RefSeq, a predicted model, not a curated record